AUGGAGCAACGCGUCCCAACUUAUACUUCGAGCCUAUAUCAGUACAUGGAGAACUACCCCGAAUCCUACGAGGCGCCAAUCAGCAAUACAAACGAACCGAUGACUUCUCAACUCCACACUGGAUCGUUCCAUGAACGACCAUCUUUCCACAACUUUGAGCGCGAUACAUUAGUACAUCGAUCAAUGGGUACUCCAAUGGAAUUCAUGGAUCUCUUGACACUUGAUGCACCUUGUGGUAGUCCACAGUCAACAAGCUCUACCAUAAGUCACCCUGAGAGCGUGCCUUCACCGCCUUACACCGGCCUCCCAACUUACGAUACCCUCGAACCAGCUUUCCACCACGUCCAAAACAAUUCAAUCAACCAUUCGGUUAUCUCGAAUGAUUCUGAGUCUCUCUGGCCAUCUACCUAUCCUGAGGUUACCUCCUGGGACUCACGAACUUAUGUUCUGCCCUAUCACGAAAUCCCCAGCUACGAACAGCGCUCCUACCAACUGAUGCCGACCAUUUUGCCUGAACCAAAAGUCUCUGCACCCACACCCUACCUGUCAUACCCUAUGCCACAGCAGGGUUCCCUGGAUCCUGCUGGGAACUCUGGAGCUUUCGAUCUCUCAGGCUUCAACAACAACGGCGAUGAAAGCGAUGACCUGAGCGAUUCCGAUAGCGAUGUGUCGUGGCAGGGCGAACCCUCUUCAUCCAGGGGCUCGAAAAGGUGGUCUUCCAGAAGGGCUCAGCCCAGAUCCAAUGUCUACAGGCUUGAAGGAUGGUCCACCAACACGUGUACCUUCCACACAACAACCGAUCGUAGGCAUCAGUGUGGAGAAUUGAUUGGACCCAAAAAAGACACACCUUGCCCUAAGAAAUUCCAACGACCAGAGCAUCUUCGUCGUCACAUCAGAAGUGUUCAUGGCAUUGGCCUCGUCAAAAUUUACAGAUGCAAGGUUCCUGACUGCUUUGCGCGCUUCCCAAGGAGUGACAACUUCCGCUCGCAUUAUCUCACACAUUUGAGGGUUGGAAAGAGAAAAGGCAACAACAGGAAGAUGAAAUUCCAGGAACUCAAGGGGAUCCUUGGUCCCAAGGAAAAAGACCUGAUAAGAUGGAUCAAGAAGAACCACAAGCAAACCUAA
Bipolaris victoriae FI3 is the source of this 1125-nucleotide messenger RNA. RefSeq lists its product as hypothetical. The transcript has a single exon. Bases 1 to 1125 code for a protein of 374 amino acids. Lineage: Eukaryota; Fungi; Ascomycota; Dothideomycetes; Pleosporales; Pleosporaceae. The record is from RefSeq and is a predicted model, not a curated record.